Molecule: messenger RNA, 375 nt
Organism: Ectocarpus siliculosus
Lineage: Eukaryota; Phaeophyceae; Ectocarpales; Ectocarpaceae
Source: the annotation of a GenBank genome assembly
AUGGCGUCUCAGCAGGUUAAUGAGGUGGAGGAGGUUAUCAAGGAGCUCAAAACCAAUCCGGGGUUCUCGGCGUACGUCAUCAUGAACAACGACGGGAUUGUGAUCAAGUACGAGAGCAUGGAGUACCGAGCGGCCGUGCACCACGCGGCGUUGGUGCUUGACCUCGCCAGCAAAUCGAAGAAGUACAUGCGAGAACUCUUCGAGCCACCGGACAACGACGUGGAAUCAUUGCGGCUGAGAACAGGGGAGCACGAGAUGAUCAUCGCCUUACAUGAGAGUUUCACCCUGGUAGUCGUUCAACAGGACCCCAACUCCAACAAGAAGGUGGAGGAAGAGGAAGAGGGCGCCGAAGGAGAGGAGGAGAAGAAAGACUAG